AUGGGAGCCCGUUCUCUACUACGGCUGCUCUUCUUUGCGACGUCUCUAUACGCUGUUGCCCCCACUGAUAGCAGUAGGAGGAUUCAGGAACUGCUGAACGUUGUCAGUGAUGCUUUGUGUAUUCAAGGUGGCAAUCAUCUUGCUUCAUACAUGAACCAAAACAUUGGGAAUAUCAAAGAAUUCCUGUUACGGUGUCCUGGGAGAUCAUAUGACGAGCAAGCGUUUGACCUUUUGGAUCCCACGUGUUGCAAAGACCAUGCGGUCCAGGCACUUGCAAUGGUGGGUCGUUCAGAAGAAGCACAAGACUGGGAGCAGGAUAAUCCAGCCUACCUAGAUCUAAACGACGACUUUACAUCUGAGAGAUUCCAAUAUGCGGAUUACCCUUUCUACUAUACAGAUGAUUCUCCCUAUGGGUUCUUUGAGUACGAUCUUCCACCAGUAUCAAGACGCUACAACCCAUUACUUUUAAAGGAUGCGCAACUUUCAAGACGCUACAGCCCAUUACUAUUAAAGGAUGCACAACUUACAAGACGCAAUGACCCAUUACUAUUAAAGAAUGCACAACUUGCAAGACGCGAUGACCUGUCAUCAUUAAACGAUGUACAAAUUGCAAGACACAAUGACCCAUUUCUAUUGAAGGAUAUACAACUUGCAAGACGCAAUUACCCGACAUCAUUGAUGGACUUAUACCUGACAAGACGCAAUGGACCGAAGAGCACAGUAAUGGCAAGACGCAAUGACCCGAUGGCAUAUAAGGGAACUGAUACGAUGAGACGCAAUAAUAUAGAGGUUUUAAAGGACAUGUUACGUUUAAUACGCAAUAAUUUGACACCUCCUUUAGACGACACAAAAUCUAAAAGACGCCCCAGCCAAGAAACACUAAUGGGAAUAAAACUUGAGAGGCCCAACUACAGAAAAACAUUUAAGGACAAGGAAAAUAAAAAACGCAGCCCCCAAAAGAAAUUCAAAGGAGUGGAAAUAAUAAAACGCAACAUCCCAGCAUCCAUCGAGAGAAUGGAACAUAAAAUGAACAAAGAACCAGAAACGAUAAUAGGAAUGAAACGUAAAAAACGCAAUAGCCCUGGAAUGUUAAAAAAACGAUUAAAAGACAUGGGAACUAAAAUAUAUAAUGACCGAGAAACAUUUAAAGGCGCGGAACCUAAAAGAUACAACGACCAAGAAACAUUUAAGGGCAUGGAACUUAAAAGAAACAAAGACCAAGAAACAUUUAAAGACAUGGAACUUAAAAGAUACAACGAACCAGAAACAUUUAAGGGCAUGAAACCUAAAAGAUACAACGACCCUAAAACAUUUAAAGGCAUGGAACCUAAAAGAUACAACGACCAAGAAACAUUUAAAGCCAUGGAACCUAAAAGACACAACGACCCUGAAACAUUUAAAGGCAUAGAACCUAAAAGAUACAACGAACCAGAAACAUUUAAAGGCAUAGAACCUAAAAGAUACAACGACCCUAAAACAUUUAAAGGCAUGGAACCUAAAAGAUACAACGGCCCUAAAACAUUUAAAGGCAUGGAACCUAAAAGAUACAACGACCAAGAAACAUUUAAAGCCAUGGAACCUAAAAGACACAACGACCCAAAAACAUUUAAAGGCAUGGAACCUAAAAGAUACAACGACCCAGAAACAUUUAAAGGCAUGGAACCUAAAAGAUACAACGACCAAGAAACAUUUAAAGCCAUGGAACCUAAAAGAUACAACGACCCAAAAACAUUUAAAGGCAUGGAACCUAAAAGAUACAACGACCCUAAAAGAUUUAAAGCUAUGGAGCCUAAAAGAUACAACGACCCUAAAACAUUUAAAGCCAUGGAACCUCAAAGAUACAACGAACCAGAAACAUUUAAAGCCAUUGAGCCUAAAAGAUACAACGAACCAGAAACAUUUAAAGCCAUGGAACCUAAAAGGGUCAACGAUCCAGAACCAUUUAAAGGCAUGGAACUUAAAAGAAACAACGACCAAGAAACAUUUAAAGGCAUGAAACCUAAAAGGAACAACGACCCUGAAACAUUUAAGGGGAUGGAAGCUAAAAGAAACAACGACCAGGAAACACUUAAAGGACUAACACCUAAAAGGUACAACGACCCAGAAUCAUUUAAAGGCAUGGAACCUAAAAGAUACAACGACCAAGAAACAUUUAAAGCCAUGGAGCCUAAAAGAUACAACGACCAAGAAACAUUUAAAGCCAUGGAGCCUAAAAGAUACAACGAACCAAAAACAUUUAAAGGCAUGGAACCUAAAAGAAACAACGAUCCUAAAACAUUUAAAGCCAUGGAACCUAAAAGGUACAACGACCCUAAAACAUUUAAAGGCACGGAACGUAAAAGAUACAACGAACCAGAAACAUUUAAAGGCAUGGAGCCUAAAAGAUACAACGACCCAGAAACAUUUAAAGGCAUGGAACAUAAAAGAUACAACGACCAAGAAACAUUUAAAGGCAUAGAACCUAAAAGAUACAACGACCCUAAAACAUUUAAAGGCAUGCAACCUAAAAGGUACAACGACCCUGAAACAUUUAAAGGCAUGCAACCUAAAAGGUACAACGACCCUGAAACAUUUAAAGGCAUGGAACCUAAAAGAUACAACGACCAAGAAACAUUUAAAGCCAUGGAGCCUAAAAGAUACAACGACCCUAAAACAUUUAAAGGCAUGGAACGUAAAAGAUACAACGAACCAGAAACAUUUAAAGCCAUGGAGCCUAAAAGAAACAACAAACGACAAAUAUUGAAAGCCAUGGAACCUAAAAGGGUCAACGAUCCAGAAUCAUUUAAAGGCAUGGAACCUAAAAGAAACAACAAACGACAAAUAUUAAAAGCCAUGGAACCUAAAAGGGUCAACGAUCCAGAAUCAUUUAAAGGCAUGGAACCUAAAAGGUAUAACAACCCUGAAACAUUUAAAGGCAUGGAACCUAAAAGAAACAACGACCAAGAAACAUUUAAAGGCAUGAAACCUAAAAGGUAUAACAACCCUGAAACAUUUAAAGGCAUGGAACCUAAAAGAAACAACGACCAAGAAACAUUUAAAGGCAUGAAACCUAAAAGGUAUAACAACCCUGAAACAUUUAAAGGCAUGGAACCUAAAAGGGUCAACGAUCCAGAAUCAUUUAAAGGCACGGAACCUAAAAGAAACAACGACCAAGAAACAUUUAAAGGCAUGAAACCUAAAAGGUAUAACAACCCUGAAACAUUUAAAGGCAUGGAACCUAAAAGAAACAACGACCAAGAAACAUUUAAAGGCAUGAAACCUAAAAGGAACAACGACCCUGAAACAUUUAAGGGGAUGGAAGCUAAAAGAAACAACGACCAGGAAACAUUUAAAGGACUAACACCUAAAAGGUACAACGACCCAGAAUCAUUUAAGGGGAUGGAAGCUAAAAGAAACAACGACCAGGAAACAUUUAAAGGCAUGGAACCUAAAAGAAACAACGACCCAGAAUCAUUUAAAGGCAUGGAACCUAAAAGAUACAACGACCCUGAAACAUUUAAAGGCAUGGAACCUCAAAGAUACAACAAACGACAAAUAUUAAAAGCCAUGGAGCCUAAAAGAUACAACGACCCUAAAACAUUUAAAGGCAUGGAACCUAAAAGGUAUAACAACCCUGAAACAUUUAAAGGCAUGCAACCUAAAAGGUACAACGACCCUGAAACAUUUAAGGGGAUGGAAGCUAAAAGAAACAACGACCAGGAAACAUUUAAAGGACUAACACCUAAAAGGUACAACGACCCAGAAUCAUUUAAAGGCAUGGAACCUAAAAGAUACAACGACAAAGAAACAUUUAAAGGCAUGAAACCUAAAAGGUAUAACAACCCUGAAACAUUUAAAGGCAUGGAACCUAAAAGAAACAACGACCAAGAAACAUUUAAAGGCAUGAAACCUAAAAGGAACAACGACCCUGAAACAUUUAAGGGGAUGGAAGCUAAAAGAAACAACGACCAGGAAACAUUUAAAGGCAUGGAACCUAAAAGAAACAACGACCCAGAAUCAUUUAAAGGCAUGGAACCUAAAAGAUACAACGACCCUGAAACAUUUAAAGGCAUGGAACCUCAAAGAUACAACAAACGACAAAUAUUAAAAGCCAUGGAGCCUAAAAGAUACAACGACCCUAAAACAUUUAAAGGCAUGGAACCUAAAAGGUAUAACAACCCUGAAACAUUUAAAGGCAUGCAACCUAAAAGGUACAACGACCCUGAAACAUUUAAAGGCAUGGAACCUAAAAGAUACAACGACCCUAAAACAUUUAAAGGCAUGGAACCUAAAAGAUACAACGACCCUGAAACAUUUAAAGGCAUGGAACGUAAAAGAAACAACGACCCUAAAACAUUUAAAGGCAUGACACUUAAAAGGUACAAUGACCCUGAAACAUUUACAGGCAUGGAACCUCAAAGAUACAACAAACGACAAAUAUUAAAAGCCAUGGAGCCUAAAAGAUACAACGACCAAGAAACAUUUAAGGGCACGGAGCCUAAAAGAUACAACGACCCUAAAACAUUUAAAGGCAUGGAACCUAAAAGAUACAACGAACCAGAAACAUUUAAAGCCAUGGAGCCUAAAAGAUACAACGACCAAGAAACAUUUAAAGCCAUGGAGCCUAAAAGAUACAACGACCAAGAAACAUUUAAAGCCAUAGAGCCUAAAAGAUACAACGACCCUAAAACAUUUAAAGGCAUGGAACCUAAAAGAUACAACGAACCAGAAACAUUUAAAGCCAUGGAGCCUAAAAGAUACAACGAACCAGAAACAUUUAAAGCCAUGGAACCUAAAAGAUACAACGAACCAGAAACAUUUAAAGGCAUGAAACCUAAAAGGUAUAACAACCCCGAAACAUUUAAAGGCAUGGAACCUAAAAGAUACAACGAACCAGAAACAUUUAAAGCCAUGGAGCCUAAAAGAUACAACGAACCAGAAACAUUUAAAGGCAUGAAACCUAAAAGGUAUAACAACCCAGAAACAUUUAAAAGCAUGGAACCUAAAAGAUACAACGACCCAGAAACAUUUAAAGCCAUGGAGCCUAAAAGAUACAACAAACCAGAAACAUUUAAAGCCAUGGAGCCUAAAAGAUACAACGACCCUAAAACAUUUAAGGGGGUGGAAUCUAAAAGGUUCAACGAACCAGAAACAUUUAAAGGCAUGAAACCUAAAAGAUACAACGAACCAGAAACAUUUAAAGGCAUGGAACCUAAAAGAUACAACGAACCAGAAACAUUUAAAGGCAUGAAACCUAAAAGGUAUAACAACCCUGGAACAUUUAAAGGCAUGGAACCUAAAAGAUACAACGAACCAGAAACAUUUAAAGCCAUGGAGCCUAAAAGAUACAACGAACCAGAAACAUUUAAAGCCAUGGAGCCUAAAAGAUACAACGAACCAGAAACAUUUAAAGCCAUGGAACCUAAAAGAUACAACGAACCAGAAACAUUUAAAGCCAUGGAGCCUAAAAGAUACAACGACCCUAAAACAUUUAAAGCCAUGGAGCCUAAAAGAUACAACGACCCUAAAACAUUUAAAGCCAUGGAGCCUAAAAGAUACAACAAACCAGAAACAUUUAAAGCUAUGGAGCCUAAAAGAUACAACGACCCAGAAACAUUUAAAGGCAUGGAACCUAAAAGAUACAACGAACCAGAAACAUUUAAAGCUAUGGAGCCUAAAAGAUACAACGAACCAGAAACAUUUAAAGCCAUAGGGCCUAAAAGAUACAACGACCAAGAAACAUUUAAAGCUAUGGAGCCUAAAAGAUACAACGACCCUAAAACAUUUAAGGGCAUGGAACGUGAAAUAAAAAACGAUCCAGAAACUUUUAAAGGCGUUGAACCGAAGAUACAGUAA
Molecule: messenger RNA, 5835 nt
Organism: Owenia fusiformis
Lineage: Eukaryota; Metazoa; Annelida; Polychaeta; Sabellida; Oweniidae
Source: the annotation of a GenBank genome assembly